CUGGCGCUCACUAGCUGUGGUUGAUUGAUAUGUCCACUCACUCACAUCGCAAAAAGUCCGCCGAUCCUUGACGUACAAACACCAGACACCACCUGUUGUGAGGGAGAAAAAACCUUCUCUCACGCUCUCCUUCCGUCCGUCCCUUCGAUUGCACACGUCCACGCCGCUCACACAAAGGCACACGCACAGGCACCACACGCACCAACACACAGCACCGAUCGAUAAAUACGUCAGUCAACACAUCAACGUGCACAGAGCCGCCCCCCCACCCAGCAACGCCAAAAACAAAAAACCUGCCUCAGCCCCUCCACACCCACACACAGAUUGGCUACGACCCCUGCUCUCUGCCCCAGACAUAGCCGAACGCCGUGGAAGCAUACCGGAACACAUCCACCUGGGCAAACAGCGACGCAUCAUCGGCGGCCGCCAGGUCCGCCUGCUUGGCCGCUGCGCCAUGCGGGUGCGCGUGUGCCCUCCCGUCGAUGCUGCCGCUGCUGCCAUGGCCGUGGUCGGUGGCCACGUAGGCCUCCACUCGCUUCGCGAGAGCUGUGCCGAUAUCCUCAUCACUGCACUCACACGCGCACACACGCGCACAGGGAGGUGCCGAAGAGCGUUGCAUCCGACACAAAUUGCUGCAUUUCGUCUGACCUUUCGUCAUCCAAUGGCUGCCUGCCUCGGCUGGCCGAGUGGUUGUGGCCAUGUGCUGGUGGGUUGGCGGGCUCCUCUGGUACGUGGAACCAGCGGUAGAGGCCGUAUACGAUGGUGACUGAGGCUACCAUGGACGCCACCACCCGGGCGACGCCGUGAAGCAGACCCUGAAGCAUAGCAUACAAGCCUUGUUUCGUGUGGCACAUGCACUUGUGAAGGCGGUGUGUAUACCCACCUGGACGAGUGGCGUGAGGACGAAGAGCAACACACGGAUGAUGGCCAGAGGGCUGCACACACAACACAACACAUCACGACACGACAGUUGGUCCCUCUCGUCCAUCAAUCGCCUCUCUCCUCCUUUGUCUCCCUCCGUUCUCACAUCAUGAUGGCGUAUCUAAUGAACACAAAUAUGGGCCUCUGCGGCAUCCACUCCUCGCCAUCGAAGCGAGCCAUCGCGGCCUCCCUGCACCACCCAGCACACACACACGCAAGCUCUGCGUGGGUUGGAUAGGUCGCUUUGUCGUGUGUGGCUUACAGGUCUGGAACGCGAUGGGGAAACUCGGUGGCGAUGAUGGCCGACAGGGCAUUCAUUCGCCGCGCAUGGUCCCUCUGAGCCAUCCAGUUCUACAAGCAGCACACAGACAGACAGGCGCCUGUCUGUCGUCAAUCUCUGUGCACCCACCUAUCCCGCCCGCCAGGCUCACCUGCGUCACGAUGCCAACAAAAGCGAAUACCACUAUGGCAAUCGUCAUGGCCCACAGACACUCCCUGACCGUCACGCCGCCGUGGCAAUGGCCGUGCCCCUUGCCCCACUCCACCACAGCAGUGCCGGGGCCGGCCGUGGGGCUGUUGGGGUCGUGCACCUUCGUCCAGUCGUCAUCCUGGUGGUCGGUGCUGCUGUUCAUUAAAAGCCGUGGGCGCGCUGCUGCCGCUGCUGCUGCUGCUUGUGGUGAGGCGUCUGUGGGCAUGCUUCGGCUCGACCUGGCACGCAGGCGGUCAAGCAGAGCUGUGGAUACACAACACAACACAACAUCAACGCAUGUUGUGUGAACGCGGAUGUCUGUUUUGCGUGUCGUUUGUCGUCUCACCAUCGGCGUGUCGGAGCGCUGCCACAGUGCCAGAGGGGACCACCUCCAGCCCUCCCACAGCAUCACGGUGGCCAUCACCACUGCCUCCAUCCUGUCCCUCCUGCUCCUGUUGCUCGUCCCGCUGUUGCUGCUGCGGUUCGUCGUCAUCGUCCUGUUCAUCCGACUCGGCCUCCCAAAACGACGUCUGCUUAGAUGGCUGUCCCUGCGCCGACACGUACCCCUCCGAGUCGCCCACCUCGCUCCCACGCACCACGUUCUUGCCUUGCUGCUGCUUCUUGGCCCUGACAGGCGGCAGAGGCGCCCGUCCGAUGACCUUGUGCGGCGGGAUGCGGCAUACCACCUUGCCACGUCGGCCUUCGUCGUAAUGCAGGUUGCCGCUGUGCGUGGCGGGAGGGUGCUGGUGACGGGGAGAGCGACGCAGGGGAGGGGGGGACGGACGCUGGGGGCUCUCAGCCAUCGAAAAUCCCUAUGCUCCUCAAGCGCA
This is a messenger RNA of Vitrella brassicaformis, 2220 nucleotides long. The record is from the annotation of a GenBank genome assembly. NCBI's taxonomy places the organism in Eukaryota, Vitrellaceae.